UACACGGUUAGUUUGCCUCGAAACUUCGCCACCAGCGGAAACAUCUGUGGAACUCUCCAUAAAUCUGACGCUUCUGUUGCGGACCUGUGGAGGGAAGACUGGCUCACUGACCUCAACUCAUUUAUCAGUUUUCCUAUUGUCGUUGUUUUCAGUUCUUCCAAAAUAUGGACCAAAAAACUUCACACGAGAUCGCCUGUCGUUUUAUUGUACCAGGGAACGCACCAGAUAAAGUGAUAGAGACCUACUCCGAAUGGGCUCAACAUUAUGAUGAGAUUUGUGAUUCAUUGAAUUACAUUGGCCCCAAAUUAGCAGCCAAUGAGGUGGCAGCCAGAAUCCCUCAAGAGAAGCGAGGCGCCUUGAAAGUCAUUGACGUUGCUGCUGGGACGGGAAGAGUUGGUCGACUGCUGAGAGACAAAGGGUUCUCAAACAUUGACGCCCUAGAGCCAUCAAAGGGCAUGUUGGAUGUGCUAAAGAAAACAGGAGCGUAUACGAACACGUACGCAGAGUUCCUGGGAGUUGGACAAAAUUCAGUCCCUGAAGAUACGUAUGACGUCCUAGUCAUGGCGGGUGGUUUUGCAGAGGGCCACAUACCUGUCAGUGGAAUUGAUGAUAUGAUCAGAAUAACAAAACCUGGAGGACUGGUCAUCAUCGCAAUGAGGAAGAGCUUCCUACGCUGCGAGGAAUACAAGGACAGAUUGAUUCCUUACAUGGAUGAGAUGGAAAGGCAAGGAAAGUGGAUUAAGGAAGACGUUGAAUUCGUCCAUGAAUACGUUGUCAAUGAGAAUGGAAUUCUUUUUACAUACAAAGUUGUAUAAGUUCUUUCUGUUUAUUAAUUAACCAAAAAGGUGAUAUAAUCCAUUUCCUGUUCCAUUUAAAGGAAUUUUAAUAAAACUCCAGCAAAUUGUAAACACUCUUAUUUAACAGAAAAUAGGCUAUACACAGUCAUCCAUACACAUUGCUAUGAUAAAAAGAAAUUAUGUUUUUUCUCAUUAGGCAUUGCUAAAACCUAUUUAUGCAGAUGCUUUCAAAAUAGUUGAUUGAGCAGUUAGCAAUCAGAGUAGCAAUCUAAUAUAACUAAUGAUUUGAGCACUCAGAGCAAUAAUCCAUAUUAAAUAGUAAGUGCUUUAUGAUAACUAAGUCUAAUCUAAUCGAGCUGCCCUACAAAAUCUAUUUGGAGGGCAUUAACAGGGUUGAGAAGAGAUACCUUUAUCUUUUAUUUUAAUAUGCCUUAUACUCCAAGUAAUAAGCUCUAUAACAGUUAAGUGAAUAAGUCCAUAGUGUACAGGUAACAUUUUCAUUGAUAAUUACAUCAAAGAGCUUCUGUUCAUUAAGUAUUCAAAUUGCUUUAAGUUACCUUGAAAAUAAAUUCUUAAAAUGA
Molecule: messenger RNA, 1378 nt
Organism: Macrobrachium nipponense
Lineage: Eukaryota; Metazoa; Arthropoda; Malacostraca; Decapoda; Palaemonidae
Exons: 8
Coding region: 165-815 (216 amino acids)
Molecular function (GO): methyltransferase activity
Source: RefSeq, a predicted model, not a curated record